Molecule: messenger RNA, 3774 nt
Organism: Rhinolophus ferrumequinum (greater horseshoe bat)
Lineage: Eukaryota; Metazoa; Chordata; Mammalia; Chiroptera; Rhinolophidae
Exons: 1
Coding region: 1-3774 (1257 amino acids)
Source: RefSeq, a predicted model, not a curated record
AUGGCAGCGAAGUGGGGGAAGGGCACCCAGGGCAUGGAACGGGACUAUGGAAGUAACCAAGAAGGUGGGGGCCCUGAUCCAUCAGACCCCCAGGGCCACCCCUCAGCCAGAAGCCAGAAACUGGGGGGUGGCCUCAGCGGGUCCCAGGGACCAUGGAUAAACUCAGAGUCUGGAUACUUCAGGCAGGGGUUGUCAUUAUCUAGCAAGGCCAUCACUGAUGGGGCCUGUGGCCCAGCCUCCCAGGCCCGCAGCCCUGAGUCCAUUCACCAGCCAUUCCAGGACGCUGCGGAGGUUAGCUCCCAGUGUGGCUAUGAGCUGGCCUCCCAGGAUGCCCUGAGACUCGCCUCCACUAGCCUGAUUCCAAGCCCCAUCGUGGGAGCCCAAGUGCAUCUUGUCAUGGAGAAUGGGACCAUGGCCUUACCCUUGUGCACGAGCAAUGACAGCACCAGUGAUGUGGCCCAGCAUGGACUCUGCUGCUCCCAAUUUCAGAUUCAGGUUGCGAGGGAGGACAAGACUCCAGCAAAAGUCCUGGUAGGCUGGGGCAAGGGCCCCUGCAGCCCCGACCAGAUAGUCCCCUUGGGUAUUAUGAAGAGCCGGUGGCUACCCUGUUGCCUUUCAGUGGAGGAUCGCUCAGCGGCAGCCCAAGAUCAGGGCCAGGGCAAGUGCCUAUGUUCAGCUCAGGCUCCUCCAACUCCAACGAAGGCAAAGCCUCCAGCUCUGGAUGCAACCCCAAUGCCAGCAGCAGUUGAACCUUACAGUUGCAGCCCUGACCACAUGACCGACAGCACUGCUAUCCCCAAGGGCUUGUCCCAAAACAACCUGCUCAGGAAGCGUGGCAACCAACGGGCAAUCCCCUCGGAGUCUUCCAAAGUGGUCACAUCCUGCCAAGACAAAGUGAAUUUCUGUUCUCAGGAGAAACCUCCCACCCCACCACCCACUCCACAAGAGUCCCCAGACUAUGCCCAGGAGCUCGAGGUUUCCAGAAGGCAGGUGUUACCCAAGCAGCCCGAGAACCCAGCAGAGAAGUCCCUGGUCUAUACCUGUAGGCCAGGCAGCCCCACACCAGUCUCAAGAACCCCAGGCACUCCCAAGUCCGCGAGGAAUAGCCAGGACAUCUACAGGUCUCAGCCAGACCAGCAGACCCUGAAUGUUGGUAACAACUCCUGCUCUAGUGUGCCACUCUCUGCCUACCAAGUAACUGGCCACAAGCAGUCUCCAGUCCCGUCUCCCAGGGAAGCCAUGCAGAUCCCCUCCUCCAGUGCCCCUACUUGCCAGCUCCAGGACUCUGUGGAAGACCAUGUGCUAGUGUUUGAUAUGGCCACAGGCAACACCACGCUGGGGCUGCUGUGCCAUGACCCCAUGGGCUCACGGGCAGUGCUGGUGGGCUUCAUGCCCAGCCACCCAUCCAUCUAUGCUUCUGAAAAUAUGCUGUCCACCCGGCCAUUGGCUAUGCCCAUCCUCUCCCCUGAUAACGCUCGCUCCAGCUUCUGGCCAACCUUGCCCAUGCUGGCCAGCCCUGUGCCCUCCAGCCUCUCAUCUGGCAGCUAUCGAGAGGUGGCCCUGGUGCCCAAGGAGGCCAGGCUUAACCUGGAGUCCCGGGACUCCCCUAGUACUGAGACACCCGUCAGGGUGGGGAUGCUCCCUGGGCCUGUUCCAUUGGGGAUGCCACUCCAAUUUGAUGAGAAGAUACUGAGCCAUGUCCAUGAUCCUGGCUCGUCCAAAUCUGAUGCUGACAACAAUGAAUCUGGUCACACCAUCUGGAUGCUGGAUGCCUCUGGGAUGCAGGACACUCCGAUGAUCCAGGCCAAGAAACUGCAGUGGGUGAACUCAGAGCAGACUCCAGAGCCUGCUCCUUCAACCAAACCCCAGGAGAUGCCCAGAUCCCUGCUCCAGGAGGAUACAGCCAGCCACAACCAGAAAGAGGUCAUUACUGCUCAUCCUGAAAAUACUUGGGCUGAAGCGACUGGGCAGGCCCUCCUUGGUGUUUGGCCCCCACAAGCUGAGUGGCAUCCCCUCACUGGACAGCCGCCUCCAACCGGUCAGCCUCCCUUUUCUGAGCAGCGCCCUUUCCCCAGGAAAACCCACUUUUCUGGACAGAUUCCCCUAGCUGAGCAGCAUCCUUCCACCAAGCAGCCCCCCCUUUCUGAUCAGCCCCCUCUCACUGGAACACCUCUUGCCAGGCAGCUUUCUCUCACUGGGCAGUCUCCCUUUUUCCAAGAACCCCCCAUCUCCAAAGAGCCAAUCCUCUCAAGAGACCCCCCUACCACCAGGGAGCCUGGCCAAGCUUCCAUCCUGUGCCAGGAAAGUGAGUCCUUGGGUCUGCCCACCCAUGUGGGGGUACUUCAGGUGCCCCAGAUCCCUGAGAAAAUCUGUGUCUAUGUGAGCAAAGAAAAGGUGGGUACCAGUGCCGCUCCAAGCUCCAGCACACAUUGGCUCUCAUCCUGGCAACAUGACAGCUCUCACAGGGCCCAGGAGCAGCAGCUCUCCCCAGUUACAUUCACCACACCUGGCACUGGCUGCAAGGUCUUGCCCAUGGCCAUGGUGGGCACUGAGGCGCAGGGUCCCCAGUCUAAGCUGACAGCUGAAGACAUUACAGACUCGGCCACGGUCACACACCUUGGCCUGCUUCGCGGGGCCUGCUAUGAGCUGGUGUCCACCCUGGAUGCUCUGCCGGAACAGUCCCCAGUGCUUCGCCGCCACUCACUGGGCUCCUACCAGGACAUGGCAGCCGUGGUAAUUGACACAGGCACAGGUUUCACCAAAUGUGGACUGGCUGGAGAGGACCAUGGCUUCAGUGUGGUGCCCUCAUGCAUCCAGCUGCUGCAGCAGCCAGUCCAGGGCCAGCCCAGGUAUGCGGUGCCUGAGAACCGAGAGGGCUCCUACUCAGUGCUGAAUCGAGGCGUGGUCUCUGACUGGGACGCACUGGAGAUGCUGUGGCAGCACCUGUUCUACUGCAGGCUAGGCAUGCAGCCUGAACAGCUGGCAGUACUUGUGGCCGACUCACCCGUCUCCCCGAGCACCAACCGAGAAAAGGUGGCCGAAAUACUCUUUGAGCGUUUCCAUGUGCCAGCCAUGCAGACAGUGCACCAGGCCCUGCUGGCGCUCUAUGCUUAUGGGCGAACCACUGGGCUGGUGCUGGGCAGUGGCUAUGGCACCUCCUAUGUGGCACCCAUCCUCAGUGGGGAUCUGGCCCCACGUGACAUCUACCGGCUGGAUGUGGCUGGUGCUGACCUCACUGAAUACCUGGCUCAGCUACUGCUGGCAGGUGGGCACUCACUGCCCAAUGCAGGGCUGGUCAACCAGAUUAAAGAGGCCUGCUGCUACGUGGCCAUGGAUGUGACAGCUGAGAUGGCCCGCACCCAGGGUCAGGCCGGGGUGGACUUCGUGCUUCCAGACAAGCAGGUCAUCACGCUGGGCUCCGAGUGUUUCUGCUGCCCUGAGGCCCUCUUCCAGCCCAAUCUGCUAGGCCUCAACCGGCCAGGCCUCGCACAACUAGCCCUCCUAAGCAUCAGCCAGCUGGAGGCCAAGCAGCAGGAGCAGCUGCUGGCCAAUGUGGUACUAGACGGUGGCAGCACCCUGGUAAGAGGCUUUCCUGAGCGCCUGAGACAGGAGCUGGGCCCCCGUGCCACUGUGCUGGACUUGCCCCACCGUGUUGCUGCCGCUUGGAUUGGAGGCUCCAUCAUGGCGUCCCAGGACUCCUUCCAGAGCCUGUGGCUCAGCCGCCGUGAGUAUGAGGAGGAGGGCCCAUGGGCCAUCUACAAGUACCAUCUGUGA